UUUCCCUCUCUACCUGACAGUCGAUACAGUGUCAAACAGAAGACAUUCUGAUGUGAAUGUUAAGAAUAGCGCCUCGCAAAAUACAAACAAAUAUCUGCGGUUGUCCAUUUCCAGAUUGACUGACUACAUUAUGGAUCAAUUUUGGUCUGCACCUCCUGUUAUAAGGACUCUCUCUGCACUUACAUUUGCACAGUCUGCUUUAAUAUAUGGUGGAUUAUUGAAUGGCUAUUAUUGCCUGUUCGAGUCCCGCCUUGUAUUCAAAUUUCUCCCAGAGAUUUGGAGACUCUUCACCUCAUUCAUGAUCACGCGACCACGCCUUUCCCUAUUCCUGGAUGUUUACUUCAUGUACACUUACGGUAGCUCCCUGGAAACUAGAUCACCUAGGCUGUCUGGUCCAGGUGACUUCUUCGUGUAUACGAUCUUUGUAGCCUUGGUCAUAAUGCUCACUGCAGGCUGUUUGUUGGGAAGCGUAACGUUUACCUCUGCUCUGAUCAUGGCCUUCGUCUACACCUUUUCCCAGGAAAAUCGUGGUAGAAAGGCGACAUUCUUUGUGGUCCAGAUACCGGUGGAAUUUCUGCCUUGGGCGAUGCUUGCAUUCACCUUCGUCACUAUUGGAUGGCCAGCCGUUCUAAGCGAUGGCACGGGCAUAGUCGCUGCGCAUCUGUAUGAUUUCCUUACCCGCAUCUAUCCGGCAUUUGGAGGUGGACAAAACUACCUUGUCACGCCGGCAUUCAUCAGGAGAUUCUUUUCCAAUCUCACGCCCCGUGGCGAUAACCGUACCUACGGUACUGCCUUUCGGCCAGCGGAGCAGACCCAAUCCGCCGCUUCUGAAAGCUGGACUUCUGCGUUCCAGGGGCCAUGGAAUCGAAGAGGUCCGGGCAGACGACUUGGAAGUGACUGAGACGAGGUCGUAACUACAUUGGAGGGUACAGGAGCAGAAAAGGGAAUAUGCAGCAACGGUAUGCUAGCAGCAGGAGUUAAGAGUCCCUGAAAUACCAGGAGCCGUUCACAAAGGGUUCGCAGUUACUGCGGCUGGGAUUGAUUCCUGAAGAGAAAGAAAGGCGCUCGUCAAGCAGGUUUGGGGCGGCCAAGCGACAAAUGAUCGCUAGCAUGCUACUUAUUCUUUAGCUGCGAGGAUUAGCAGUAGGGAGCGUACUGUAUAGUAAUAGAUAAUCUUGUCUUGGAACUCCAUCAAAGACAAUAUUAAUAUUCAUUAUC
Aspergillus aculeatus ATCC 16872 is the source of this 1218-nucleotide messenger RNA. RefSeq lists its product as uncharacterized. Gene Ontology annotation, biological process: endoplasmic reticulum unfolded protein response. Lineage: Eukaryota; Fungi; Ascomycota; Eurotiomycetes; Eurotiales; Aspergillaceae. The transcript is spliced from 5 exons. The record is from RefSeq and is a predicted model, not a curated record. Gene Ontology annotation, molecular function: ubiquitin-specific protease binding; misfolded protein binding. The coding region runs from base 131 to 901 and encodes 256 amino acids. Gene Ontology annotation, cellular component: Hrd1p ubiquitin ligase ERAD-L complex; endoplasmic reticulum membrane.